Messenger RNA from Insectozyma verbasci, 204 nucleotides. The record is from the annotation of a GenBank genome assembly. NCBI's taxonomy places the organism in Eukaryota, Fungi, Ascomycota, Pichiomycetes, Serinales, Debaryomycetaceae.
AUGCAAUUCAAAACUUUCAUCAUUGCUUUAACUGCUACCACUUCAUUUGUUUUAGCUGAUAAUCAUACUACUAAUGCUACUACUGCAGUAAAUGCAACAAAUGGUACUUCAACAACUACUUCAGAAGGUGCUGGUAAUAUUCAAUAUGCUUCUGCUGGCGCUGCUGGUGCCUUAGCUGCUGGUAUAGUUGCUUUAAUGUUUUAG